GCCGACACGAUGUUGUUGUCUUGAACGGUGUUUAGUUCACUGUUUGAUUCCGCCUUCGCUCGUCGCCGUGCAGACUCGAUUGUGACUGAUAGUUGUACACAGUUUGACCCCCUCCGGUGGUUUAUCUGCAGUUAGAGACCGGCCUUGCACUCCAGCAACACCUCCACAUGCCCAGGACCUCCUCGCUGCACUUCGCGCCAAAACUCCGUUUCUAACCUAAAAACUGUGCGUCUUUGAUAACUUUUUGCCAGCUCUCCGCUCACAAUUGCUCGUCCCUUUGGCUCUAGCUGCCGCUAAAACUAGGGAUGGCUGUGUGAGAUGGCGGCCGGUGAGGACUCCGUGAUGUUGGCCACAGCCACCGCUCCCCCGCCACCUCAUCCCCUUCCGCACCCUCACCCUCACGUCAAGAGAGAACAUGAGCCGUCCGUCCACGAGCCUAUCAAUCUGAAGUCUGAGGUCCCCGAGCCCGAGAAGCACUGUCUGGAGCUGACCCCAGUCUGUUACGAGAGUGAAGAGGACUCCUGUUCAAGUAGUGUGCCAUCCCCAGGCAACCAAGCCAUGGGAGUGCCCAUGAAUGAGAACAUGAUGACCAACAACAGGAUACAACACGACAACAGUCAGGACAACAGCAGUCCCCAGCACAGCACCAACAACAACAACCUGCCUUUGCCUCAUCCAGAGACCAAACCUCUGCAUCUCAACGGAUCAUUGUCUGGGAUGGUAAACCUGCACAACUUGCAGAACUUAGCAGGUUUGCCAACAUCACAGCCUGCUGUGCCACCUAUGGCUGCCUCUCAGCUCAUUAACACACCUCUCAACCUUAGCAUCAAUGCCACAGGGCCUCUGUCCAUGGCGGGGAUGGUGAGCAGUCCGCCACAGCCCCCCCAACUGUUGGCAGCCCCUCAGCCAGCUGCAAUGCCUCAGUUUAUCCUUGCCUCCGGUCAGCUGGUGCAGGGUAUCCAAGGAGCCCAACUGCUCAUCCCUACAUCUCAGGGCAUAGCGACCCAGACGAUACUGACCAUCCCUGUCAACCAUGUGACCAGCAACCAGAUGGUGAACUUGGCUCUGAGUAACGGCCAGGUUAUCACUACCACUCUGGCCAAUCUGCAGACCAUGGCACAGCCCCACCAUCUGCUGGCCCCCACCCACAACACUGUGCCAUGUACAAGCCCAAACAUGGGAGCUCCAGGACUGAACAAUCAUCUACCUCAUCAGCUGUUAAGCAACGGUCACCAGCAACAGCAACAACAGUUGAUCAAUGCCCUCCAACAGCAGCAACAACAGCAGCAGCAGCAGCAACAACAACAACAGCAGCAGCAGCAACAACAGCAACAACACAGUGCAACCCACCAAAGUAACCACAGUCAGAAAUCUCCUCUCCAACAUCACAACCACAACCAGUAUUCUUCUAAUGCAGAAAAGUCACCGCCUCACGUCGGCAGCAACGGGAUGAUGUCAAACGGAGCAGUGACCUCCUCCUCUGCCUCAUCCUCGCCCCUCAACACCAUCAACCGGUUGGCUGCCAACAACUCUGAUCUCACGAUCACCACCACUUCCGCCAACAAGCCCCCGCCCCCCACCGCUUACCCCCACAACAACAACAACAUGCAGCACAGCCCUGGUCUUGAUCUCCUUGACGACUCACCAAACCAACCAACAAUCAGCCAGAGCAACUGCAACAUGGUGGAUGGUAUCAACCUGGACGAGAUAAAGGAGUUUGCAAAGGCUUUCAAACUGCGGCGACUCAGCCUUGGCUUGACCCAGACGCAGGUGGGACAAGCUCUCAGCAUCACAGAGGGCCCUGCCUACAGCCAGAGUGCCAUCUGCAGUGCCCUGGCCACUCAGAUGUAUUGCGCGGCCCAACUUGCCUCCCAACAACACUAUAUGUUUGAGAAGCUGGACAUCACGCCCAAAAGUGCACAAAAAAUUAAGCCUGUUCUUGAGAGGUGGAUGAAAGAAGCUGAAGAAAGAGCGCAGUACCCUCAGCCAAUGCCUGUAGAUUCUGACGCACCUAGGGGCCUACCUGAUAUGUACAAGAGUGGUCAGAACCACUUGACAGAAUUCAUUGGUGUGGAACCCUCCAAGAAAAGGAAAAGAAGAACCUCAUUCACUCCCCAGGCCCUAGAACUGCUCAACGCUCAUUUUGAGCGCAACACUCAUCCCUCAGGGACAGAGAUAACGACGCUGGCGCACCAGUUGGGCUACGAGCGGGAGGUGAUCCGCAUCUGGUUCUGUAACAAGCGCCAAGCACUCAAAAACACUGUCCGGAUGAUGUCCAAGUCGUGCACACCUCCCCACCUCGGUGGUGCCAAUCACCUGACCACUUAGCCACCAACCAACACCGCCGCGUCCCCCUUCCUCUGGGAGUUCGACUAGACGGUGUUCUCGGCAUCCCCUUCUUGUCUCCGGUUCAGUGACAAUUCAGUGAAUUUCGUCUCACGUUCUUGUUUGAUUUUAAAGUCAUUAUUCAUUUAGUGUACAUUUGUAUAUUACGUUGUUAGAGUUAUUAUUGUUUUGAUAACUAUUUUAUUUUUUUGUCAGUUAAUUAAGUUUUUUUUAAGUUUUAUAACCUCAGUUUUGUUUUAAAACUGUAUUGGGAAUUGGUUUAUCAACAGAACGAUGUUUUUCUUUUGAGUUUCUCACCGUAGAAGAACACAACAAAACUAUCCACAUGAAAUCUUUAACCAGAAUCUCAACAAGCGCAAAUUUCAGAAAUACUUAUAGACUUCUCCUCGAAGCUUUGUGAUAUAAUAUUUUGUGAUAAUCGACUACAUUUUUUUAUAAAUAGCGUAAGUUACUGUGUGAGUGAUACGCUAGGACCGUGAUUACGCAAGUCAAACUUUGCUCCCAGUGUCUUUGUCGCAAACACGAUAUUCUGUAGGACAGUCAGUUUGUUUUCCGAACUCUGCCACGCUCUCGACCUUGGGUUGUCUCUGUGAAUAUGUGUGUUACUCAGUAUUUAGCCACAUAAACCUCUGUUUCAUAAUUGACAUAGGUUAUCUGAUAAUAAAGUAUUGCUAGCAAAUGUUUUCUUGAUGAACAGUUUUUAGAAAUUCAAUAAAGUUGCUGAUGAAUGAACGGCAAAGGGAACAAAAUACAUAUAGCUAGAGAACAAAAACAGUGUGCAGAAUUACUUUAUGAAUGUAAAAUGUCAGUUAUUGUAAUCAUAGUAUGUUUCCCAAAAGUUUUCAUAUACCAUAGGAAUAAACUAUUUAAAUUUAGAAAGGUUUUGUUCCCUUUACUGUUAAAAGUUAUGUUUUGUUUGUUAUUACUAUAGGUAGUUCUUUUUAUAUGUUUUCUUUACUUACAUUUUAUUUAUUAUGGAACCAAAGACAGGUCGUUGUAUAUAGUUUCAGUUUAUUUAUUAAUUACAUGGUUAAAUUAUUUUAUUGUUUAAAUUAUUUCAUUAAUCUCUACGCUUACUUGUACUUCUAACAGGUCCUUCAAUUAAUAUUUAUUAUUAACUUCUCUAUACUAAUAAAAUAGUGGUGUACCUAGCACUUGUGUCUCCUCUGUACUUUUGAGAUAUAAUAUACCAUAUUCCUGGUACCGCCUUUAUCCCCAAGAACUACCCCCAAAAGUGAUUUCUGGGUACACCACUUUAACAAAUCUUCUUUUACAGUUGUUCCAUUCUAGUAUUCAGUUUCAGGUGAUAUUUUCUACGAUGUUACGUUAAAGAGUAAUUAUUACCAAUGUUAGUAUCUGUUACAAUAGUCACUGUUACAAGUAUAUGUUUAUUCUCUUUAAGAACUGUUUAUUUGUAAAUAAUAUAUAUUUAGUUAAAUUGAUCAACGCCACUACUUGUUUAAAUGUUGUGUACAUAAAACUACCUAUAUCAAUGUAUGUAUGUAGUGUGUGUAUAUAAAAACACAGAGAAUUAACUUUCUCUCCGCGCAACCAAAGUUCCUACUAAAUUUUAUACAAGCCGUAGGUUAUGUACAGUAUAAAUAUAUAUAUAGUAGGUAAGAGGCACCUAAAAUUGGCCAUCUUGCACGAACAUUCGUAUACUUAUUUUUAAUGUGUUCGUAGGCUAGGUAUUUAACAGUAUUCGCAUUAAGGUUAUGUAUUGUAAGUUAUAGUUUAUGUAAAGUUGUCGUCUAAAUGUCACUCGUAAUAAUAAAUAUUUCAAUCAUUUCA
Messenger RNA from Homalodisca vitripennis (glassy-winged sharpshooter), 4137 nucleotides. RefSeq names its product POU domain, class 6, transcription factor 2-like. Lineage: Eukaryota; Metazoa; Arthropoda; Insecta; Hemiptera; Cicadellidae. Gene Ontology annotation, molecular function: DNA-binding transcription factor activity, RNA polymerase II-specific; RNA polymerase II cis-regulatory region sequence-specific DNA binding. The transcript is spliced from 15 exons. The record is from RefSeq and is a predicted model, not a curated record. The coding region runs from base 319 to 2328 and encodes 669 amino acids. Gene Ontology annotation, biological process: regulation of transcription by RNA polymerase II.